UCGGUGAACUAAACACGCGGUGCGAAAGCACGAAUAAAAAUAUCGAAAAAUGGGUCGUAUGCACGCUCCUGGUAAGGGUAUUUCCAAAUCCGCGCUACCAUACCGUCGUUCCGUGCCGUCGUGGCUGAAAUUGAACGCCGAAGAUGUCAAGGAGCAGAUCAAGAAGCUCGGCAAGAAGGGCAUGACUCCGUCGCAGAUCGGCAUCAUUCUGCGGGAUUCGCACGGUGUCGCUCAAGUGCGCUUCGUCAAUGGCAACAAGGUGCUGCGUAUCAUGAAAGCCGUUGGCCUGAAGCCCGACAUUCCGGAAGAUCUGUACUUCCUGAUCAAGAAGGCCGUAUCGAUCCGCAAGCAUUUGGAGCGUAACCGUAAGGACAUCGACAGCAAGUUCCGCCUGAUUCUGAUCGAGUCGCGCAUUCACCGCCUGGCCCGGUACUACAAGAUCAAGGCAGUCCUGCCACCGAACUGGAAGUACGAAUCGAGCACUGCUUCCGCUCUGGUUGCCUAA
This is a messenger RNA of Anopheles marshallii, 505 nucleotides long. It is a transcript of the gene RpS13, whose product is annotated as 40S ribosomal protein S13. Bases 50 to 505 code for a protein of 151 amino acids. Gene Ontology annotation, biological process: translation. NCBI's taxonomy places the organism in Eukaryota, Metazoa, Arthropoda, Insecta, Diptera, Culicidae. Gene Ontology annotation, cellular component: nucleolus; cytosolic small ribosomal subunit; ribosome. The transcript is spliced from 2 exons. Gene Ontology annotation, molecular function: small ribosomal subunit rRNA binding; structural constituent of ribosome. The record is from RefSeq and is a predicted model, not a curated record.